This is a messenger RNA of Yarrowia lipolytica CLIB122, 891 nucleotides long. RefSeq lists its product as uncharacterized. Gene Ontology annotation, cellular component: U2-type catalytic step 1 spliceosome. Lineage: Eukaryota; Fungi; Ascomycota; Dipodascomycetes; Dipodascales. The record is from RefSeq and is a predicted model, not a curated record. Gene Ontology annotation, biological process: mRNA splicing, via spliceosome.
AUGUCGCAAGCGACCAAUAAAUACUACCCGCCAGAUUACGACGGCAAGUCGUCCGCCAACCAGCUUGCGGGAGCGAAUCCGCGCAAACCAACUGUCAGAUUCGAGCUUCCUCUGUCUGCCAAAUGCCAUGGAUGUGACAAGACCAUAGCUCAAGGAGUACGGUUCAACGCGGUCAAAACACGCCACGGCAGCUAUCUGUCGUCUCCCAUCUGGCGCUUUGAUAUCAAACAUGCUGAGUGUGGACAUCCCAUUGUCAUUGAGACGGAUCCGAAGAACGCUACCUACGUGACCGUAGAAGGAGCUACCUUCACACAGUCGGUUGUGAAGAGAGAGGAAGAAACUCCAAGCAACCCUUUUGAGGCGGUCGAGCGUGAAGUCGUCAAACAAAGGGCUGCAAAGGCCGAGGAGGAGCUCAAACAACGUCAUAUUAAGUCCGAAGACAGCAGAGAGACAAUCGCUGAAUGGACCUUCAAAUCGUCGGUGCUUUCGGCUGAUGACGCGGCCAAAGAGACACAGAAAAUGUAUGAUGAACAUCUGGACAAAGCCAGAUACCACCAGGACCUGUCAUAUAAGAUGAGGAACAGGUUCAGAGGUCAAAAACGCGCAUUGGAAGCCCAAGACCAAAGAGACAACCUUCUCAAGGACAAAAUGGGACUUCUGCGGGAUCUACCUCUUGCUAAGGAAGCGCAAGUGAUGGUUCCUCACCUGGAAAGGGGUUUAGUGGCGGAGCAAGAACUCAGGUUGAAGUCUCUAUCCCACGGUGGACUGUUUGAUUCUACCAAGCAGAAAGGAUCACUUGCACAACAAACUAGAGAGCUCUCCAGAACGCUACAGUCUAAGCCACGGCCGAAAUUGAAACUCAGAGGGAUCAAGAAACCGGCCAAACAAUAA